This is a messenger RNA of Nilaparvata lugens (brown planthopper), 1251 nucleotides long. RefSeq names its product exosome complex component RRP46 (gene Rrp46). Gene Ontology annotation, biological process: poly(A)-dependent snoRNA 3'-end processing; rRNA catabolic process; nuclear mRNA surveillance. Gene Ontology annotation, cellular component: nuclear exosome (RNase complex); cytoplasmic exosome (RNase complex); nucleolus. The coding region runs from base 137 to 790 and encodes 217 amino acids. The transcript has 5 exons. The record is from RefSeq and is a predicted model, not a curated record. NCBI's taxonomy places the organism in Eukaryota, Metazoa, Arthropoda, Insecta, Hemiptera, Delphacidae.
CAGCUGGUAAGUUAGUUGGUAGACAUGAUUCAGAACAAGACAGAUUUUGUUUUUGAUUUUAUUUUCUCUUCUCUGUUAUUUUGAGAUUGGUUAUGUCAUGUCAGUUUCUUAUAAUUAGUAAAUAUUUAAUCUAAUAAUGGAAAUUGAUCAAGAAUCUGACGAUAUUCUUCGUCCAAUGCGAUGUGAAUUGAACUAUUUAGCGAAUCCCGACGGCUCUGUAAUCAUAUCACAAGGUGAAACAGUUGUAGUUGCCAGUAUCUAUGGUCCAGCAGACGUGAGACCUCAAAAACAAUUGAGUGAUAGAUCGUACCUUGAAGCAAUAUACAGACCAAACGCAGGACAGUCUUUGGUUUGUGACCGAGAAAGGGAAAGCUUUUUGAAAUGCACCUGUGAAUCAGUGGUGCGGACUGUGACAUAUCCAAGAACCGGUGUUUCUGUCAUAGUUCAAAAAGUACAGGAUUUUGGUGGGCUUUUGGCCUGCGCCAUAAAUGCGGUAUGUUUGGCUCUGCUCAAUUCUGGAAUCGAAAUGAAUUGUGUGAUUUGUGCAGUCUCUGCUAUGGUGGCUGACGAUGAUCAAAUCAUAAUCGAUCCAGAUCACAUAAAGCUGAAGGCCAGUAAAGGACGAAUGACCUUCACGUUCGAUAACUGUGAGAAUAAAAUAGUCAAUUCCUACACAGAGGGAACGUUCACAGAAGCCCAAUACCAUGAGGCGUUACUUAGGUGCAAGUUGAUUAGUGGUCAAAUAUUCAAAACGUUCAGAAAUACUGUUGCGAGAUAUAAUCAUUCCUGAAUUGUUUAAUCACAAUUUGAUCAUGAAAUUCACCUUAAUCAAUAUUGUAAGUUAAAUUUAUAUUAUAAGUUUUCAACAUUCAUGUUAAAAAUAAAAGUUGAAGAAAUGAUAAUUAUUCAUUCAUCGAUAAGGGAAUGAUCGCCGUGCCUUUUCUGUGAACAUCACUUUAAAUAACAAUCACUUCAAUUCUAUUGAUAAAAAAAUACAAUAAAAAACUUCCAGCCCAGGCUAUAGUAUCGAACAACUGGCGGAAAAGACCCCAAAGAGGCGAUUGAAGGCGUUGUGUUGAGGAGGCCAAGGUCCACUAAGGACUGUAGAUCCAACUAAAGUAAAGUAGCCUCAGGCUAUAUCACACUUACAAUAGUGCCAAUGUAUUAGCAAAGCUAAGCUUGUGACCAGAUGCAAAAAAUGUUAUUUUAAUGCUAUUUUGUAAAAAAAUAAUAAAUUUAUAUUUUUCUCCA